CUUUAACAUUUCUUACCAUCCUCCUCAAGAGACAUCAUCAAUCAAACACAAAACAAUUAUGGCAACCAAAUUUGGUUUUAAACAACAAGCCUCAAGGAAACAAUCAUUUAAACAACAUUUCAAAGUAUGCUUUUGUUUCAAUAGAAUGUUUAAGCUUAAGGUAGCUGAACCACCAGAGGAAAUCAACAAUAUUUUUUAUAGGUAUACACAAAAUGGUACCAUGAACAUAGAUGAAUUGUACAACUUUUUAGUUCAUUUUCAAGGAGAAGAGAGUGAUGAUGCUACUUUAAGACAUGCUCAAGCAGUUUUCCACAGUUUAAGGCAUCUCAAUAUAUUUCAAAGGAGAGGUCUUCAUUUUGAUGCCUUUUUUCGCUAUCUCUUUGGUGACCUUAAUGGUCCCCUUAAUGAUCAGGUGCAUCAAGAUAUGAAUGCUCCAUUGGCACAUUAUUUUUUGUACACAGGACACAAUUCCUACUUAACUGGAAAUCAAUUGAGCAGUGAAAGCAGUACUGCCCCAAUAAUAAAGGCUCUUAAAAAAGGAGUUAGAGUAAUUGAGUUAGAUUUAUGGCCAAAUUCUAGAGAAGAUGAUGUAGAAGUUCGUCAUGGAGGUUGUAGGACUCUGACUUCUUCAGUGAAACUAAGAGAUUGUUUGAAUGCCAUUAGGGACAAUGCAUUUGAGGCCUCUAAGUAUCCUGUUAUAAUAACUUUUGAAGACCAUAUAACUCCACCUCUUCAACGCAAAGUGGCCAAAAUGGUGGAUGAUAUAUUUGGGGGUAUGUUGUUUCGGCCGAGUUAUUCACAUCAAAUGAAGAAUUUUCCUUCACCAGAAUCGUUGAAGGAGAAAAUUUUGAUUUCAACUAAACCACCGGAGUCUCCUGAAAUUCAAGGACAAAGAAUACCAGCGGAAGAAGUUGAGUGGCUUGAGGACAAAGAUGAUAAAUCUAGAGUAAAUGAAAAGGUCCUCUAUAUUAAUCGAGUAGCCCAAAACCUCCGAACGUAUUGGGACGGCCCCGAUGAUGAGAGUGAAGAGGAUGAGACACUUGGAUAUAGAAAUUUGAUUUCUAUUCAUGCUGGGAAGCCAAAAGGUAAUGUAGAACAUUGGUUGAUGGAACAUGAUCAAGUUAGGCGUCUUAGCUUGAGUGAGCAAGUUCUUGAAGAAAUUGCCAAAACUCGUGGAACUGAUAUUGUCAGAUUCACCCAAAGGAAUUUACUUAGAAUAUAUCCAAAGGGUUCACGAGUAGACUCCUCCAAUUAUGAUCCUAUGAAUGGAUGGAUGCAUGGAGCUCAAAUGGUAGCAUUUAAUAUGCAGGGACAUGGACAUUAUCUUUGGUAUAUGGAAGGAAUGUUCAAAGCCAAUGGUGGUUGUGGGUAUGUUAAGAAACCUGACUUCUUAUUGAACAAUAAUAAGAUCUAUGAUCCUAAAAUAAACAACAGAUCAAUCCUAAAAACUUUGCAGGUUGUAGUAUACAUGGGUGAGGGGUGGCAAUCAGAAUUUGGACAAACACACUUUGAUUUUUAUUCUCCACCUGAUUUUCGUGUACAGGUUGGUAUUCAUGGUGUCCCAGUUGACACAGACACUAAAAUAACAAGGACAAUUGAAGAUGAGUGGGUCCCAAUUUGGAAUGAAGAAUUAAUAUUUCCAUUAACUUGUCCAGAAUUAGCCAUAUUACACAUUAAAGUUAUUGAACGUGACUUUUCUGGACAACAUGAUUUUGCUGGACAAACAUGUUUACCUGUUUCUGAACUUAAAGAAGGAAUUCGCGCUGUUCGUUUAUGUGACCGUAAAGGUGAACCUUACAAGUAUGUUAGGCUUCUAAUCCAAUUUAGAUUUUCUAAUCACUAGUGUUGCUGCAUACAAUUCUCUGUUGUGAUGCUAGUUGUAUUUGUUGUGGUUAUUAUUAAGGACAUUAACACAAAUUAAAAUGUAUAAUGAGUAAAAUUUAUCAAUGUGUAAUGUACAUUCAUGAA
This is a messenger RNA of Trifolium pratense (red clover), 1968 nucleotides long. RefSeq names its product phosphoinositide phospholipase C 1-like. Lineage: Eukaryota; Viridiplantae; Streptophyta; Magnoliopsida; Fabales; Fabaceae. Gene Ontology annotation, molecular function: phosphatidylinositol-4,5-bisphosphate phospholipase C activity. Gene Ontology annotation, biological process: phosphatidylinositol-mediated signaling; lipid metabolic process. Bases 59 to 1843 code for a protein of 594 amino acids. The record is from RefSeq and is a predicted model, not a curated record. The transcript has 9 exons.